Messenger RNA from Dermacentor silvarum, 918 nucleotides. Its product is annotated as FAST kinase domain-containing protein 1, mitochondrial-like. NCBI's taxonomy places the organism in Eukaryota, Metazoa, Arthropoda, Arachnida, Ixodida, Ixodidae. Bases 82 to 684 code for a protein of 200 amino acids. The record is from RefSeq and is a predicted model, not a curated record. The transcript has 6 exons.
GUGCUUGAGGCAGCAGUGGCCCUGGGCUUCUUCCAGUGCCUGGAGAGUGACUUGAUCCACCGUAUUUUCGCUCUGCCCUUCAUGGAGCGCCUGGAUCGUGAGCUGACCGGAUUUGUUGGGAGCGAGUACUCGGAUCGCCAUGUGCGGGAGGUGCUGGCCAUGCUCAACCGCAUAACCUGCUUGGACUUUCCGGAAGAGCACGUGCCAUGGUUCCAUGACCAAUUCUACGCAACACGAGCCUUAAACACUCGAAGACAUUUCACUACCCUGCAAGGAGACGUUCAAGACAACCUGACGCACGUCCUAGGCGGAAGCCAGUUUGUGCAGUGCCAUGUAUUUGCACCCUACAGCUACCACCUUCAGCUGUGUUGUGAGCUGGACGCUUCAAAGGCACCUGUCCCACUCAACAGCAGCAGCGGGGAACACCGCAAGGUGCCGCAUAGCCAAGCUCCAGCAGUCUCACGUACAGCUCACAAAAGGAUCGCUGUCCUCGUGCUGGGAGAGAAGAGCUUUUGCGACAACUACCCUCAGAUUACGGGUUACCAGCAACUUAAAAUAAGGCACCUCGAGAUCCUCGGUUAUCAGCUGGUUCUGGUGCCGUUUUACGAGUGGAACUCAAUGAAGUUGGCUGAGCCAAGUGCCAAGCAAGACUACCUCCGUGGCAAGAUCUUUGGCAUCAGCUAGUGAAUAGCCACAGAGCUCUGUGAAUAGAAAUCUAUUGUGUAAUUUAUUUUUGUAAACAACAAAUAGUGAAGUAUAUAACAUAGCACGACUAACAUGUACUCCUUCAUGAAGUCAUUAUCUUCUAAUAGCAUUUUACACCACCAAACAUGCUGCAGAGGCACUUUAAAGGUUGCCACAAUUCCAUCUGCUGGACAUACACAAAAAGAAGAAAAAAAAACGACCUCUGCACCUCCC